Molecule: messenger RNA, 282 nt
Organism: Gongylonema pulchrum
Lineage: Eukaryota; Metazoa; Nematoda; Chromadorea; Rhabditida; Gongylonematidae
Source: the annotation of a GenBank genome assembly
AUGUCAGCAGAAAAAGUGCCCUCUUCUGUUUCUGAGGAAGAAGAAGCUGUGGAAUCAAUGCGUGCAGCACCAUUUGAUGAGGGCUAUCAAGGAGAAGCUGAAGCAGGGGAUGAGCGGUUGGUGCGUAUCGAUGAUGAAGUGUUGAGUGGUAUCGAUGUGGCGCUGGCGGACCUUCCAUCCUCACAGUGUACAGACAGCGAAUUGUUCCCGCAAAGUUCGGGACAGCUUGCGACUUACGGUUCGAUCACUGGUGUAAACGAGCCAUCGGACUAUUCAGAAGCC